Messenger RNA from Acanthisitta chloris (rifleman), 1026 nucleotides. It is a transcript of the gene DDO, whose product is annotated as D-aspartate oxidase. The transcript has 4 exons. The record is from RefSeq and is a predicted model, not a curated record. Gene Ontology annotation, molecular function: D-amino-acid oxidase activity; FAD binding. Lineage: Eukaryota; Metazoa; Chordata; Aves; Passeriformes; Acanthisittidae. The coding region runs from base 1 to 1026 and encodes 341 amino acids.
AUGGCAGCACCCAAGGUCGCAGUGGUUGGUGCAGGAGUCAUCGGUUUGUCCACAGCACUGUGCAUCAUGGAGGCUUAUCCCAGCUGCUCUGUGACAGUCCUCUCAGACCAGUUCAGCCCCAACACCACGAGUGAUGUUGCAGCUGGGAUGCUCAUCCCUCACACCUACCCAGGCACACCGGUCCACAUGCAGAAGCAGUGGUUCAAAGAGACCUUUGCUUGCCUUUCUGCCAUCAGCAACUCCACCAAGGUAUCAGAGGCUGGCGUCCACCUGGUCUCUGGGUGGCAGGUCUUUAAAAGCACUCCCAAAGAAGAGUUACCCUUCUGGUCAGAUGUUGUCCUGGGAUUUCGACCAAUGUCCAAAGCAGAACUCCAAAAGUUCCCGCAGCACCUAUUUGGUCAAGCCUUUACAACGCUGAAAUGUGACUGUCCACCCUACUUGCUGUGGCUGGAGAAAAGGUUGAAAGCAGCUGGCAUCCAGAUGUACACCAGAAAAGUUGCAGAUCUGUGGGAGUUGCACAGCGAAUAUGACAUUGUUGUCAACUGCACAGGCAUUGGAGCCCACCAGUUGGUGGGGGACAAGAAGCUCUUCCCUGUCAGGGGACAAGUACUCAAGGUUCAUGCUCCUUGGGUGAAAAACUUCAUCCGGGAUGGGGAUGGCUUAACUUAUAUCUACCCAGGGAUACACAGGGUAACCCUGGGGGGAACCAGAGAAAAGGAGAGCUGGAGUCUCUCCCCUGAUCCUGACACUACCAAAGACAUCUUUGACAGAUGUUGCUCCCUUGAGCCCUCACUGCAGGAGGCUCAGGAUAUCGAGGUGAAGGUGGGCCUGAGGCCAUCCAGGCAGUGUGUGAGACUGCAAAGAGAGAUUUUGAGCCAAGGAGGACUUAAGCUCCUAGUGGUCCACAACUAUGGGCAUGGGGCAGGUGGCUUUUCAGUGCACUGGGGCACAGCCAAAGAGGCUGCUCACCUGGUGGGAGAGUGCAUUGCUGCCCUGCAAGGCUCCUCAUCAAGGGCCGAGAUUUGA